AUUAAGAAGUGAGUGCCCCUUUUAGAUGUGAAGGGGCUGAAAGGCUUACAUUUGUUCAGUUUCCUCAGUGCCUCUUAGUCUGUCUUGAAGUUGCGUUGUCAGUGGAGGUAUCUCGGUAGUGCUCCUGCACAUUGCAUCCGAACUCCUCUGCUGGCUGAAUCUGCACCUCGAAACUACUGGAAGUACUGGGCCAUUGAAAUACAACAACAAGCAAAAGGGAGACAAUUCACAACGACAGUGAUAGCAAAAACAACUUGGGCUGUUUAUUGUUUUUUUUUUUUUUUUUUAAUUUAAUUUCCAUCUCAAGCUUACCUGAUCCUCAUAGAAUACCAUGGGUGCUCAUGGCUCCAACAUGGAUGAUAUCCUGGCGGAGGACAUGCACCAUUGGUACAACAAGUUCAUGAAGGGAUCCCCGUCAGGAGUCAUCACACUGUUUGAGCUCAAGGCCAUGCUGGAGAUGCGGGGCAUGACCGAGGAAGCCAGCAGCUACGUGGACCAAGUCUUCUUUACAUUUGACAUGGACGGGGACGGAUAUAUAGACUUUGUGGAAUAUAUAGCAGCAGUAAGUUUAUUACUGAAAGGAGAAGUCAAUCAGAAGCUGAAAUGGUAUUUCAAGCUCUUUGAUCAAGACGGAAAUGGAAAAAUAGACAGAGAUGAAAUGGAGACAAUAUUCAAGGCCAUUCAAGAUAUCACUCGGAAAUAUGAUGUCCCUCCUGAAGAAAUAGUGGAACUCAUCUACACAAAGGUUGAUGUCAACGGCGAGGGAGAACUUACCCUGGAAGAGUUUAUCAGUGGGGCGCGGGAGCAUCCAGACAUCAUGGAGAUGCUCAGCAAGAUGAUGGAUCUCACUCACGUCCUGGAAAUCAUAGUCAUGGGCCAGAAGCCUAAACAGUGACUUUCACAAGAAGGAAAAACAUAUUUUUAAAAUACAUUUUGUUUGAGAGGGUUGGCCCCAAGGAAUGCAACCCUAUUGUUUUUUUUACAGGAAGAAGGUAUUGUGGUAAAACCGACAAAAAGACAAUGUAUGAGGGAAUGGGACUGACUUGGAGGCUUGGCGAGUUUGGGAAGGAAAUGGCUAAAUCUUCUAAUGGUGGACUGUGAUAGCAUGCCCCGAUCACUUCUGCCUACAUCAACUUCUGCUCUGUGGUGCCUGCGACGCCAUUACAAUCUCUCUCAGAGAAGAUCAGACAUCUCUUUGGGCCAAUCGGCUCUCUAUGAGAAGUCAUCUCACUGAGAUUUAUUACACUGGGUCUUUUGGUCCAGCAUCCAGUCAUGGGUCUGGUUUGGGUCUCCUUCCAGUUGGGAGUUCAUGGUCCCAGUGCUAGAGAAGGUUGGCAACCAUGGACACGCUAUAUAAUCGCUUGGUUACAGAUCAAGAGCUGAGGUGGGAGAGAGUGCUAUAUAGGCUUGAUCCUUUAUCCUUUAAUGCCAUAAGGAUCUCAAAGCUGCCUAUGUUGACUGCGGAAGAUAAGCACAGGCAAGGUAAAACUAAGGAGUAACAUAUGCAUCUCAAAGUGUAUUUUUGUGGUGAUGUUCAAUGUUAAAUGCUGGUCAUAUGACAUUGGUGGAACAGAAGUUGAAAGCAUGUCAAAUGUAUUAAAA
Messenger RNA from Alosa sapidissima (American shad), 1602 nucleotides. RefSeq names its product guanylate cyclase activator 1C (gene guca1c). The record is from RefSeq and is a predicted model, not a curated record. NCBI's taxonomy places the organism in Eukaryota, Metazoa, Chordata, Actinopteri, Clupeiformes, Clupeidae. The coding region runs from base 332 to 895 and encodes 187 amino acids. The transcript is spliced from 4 exons. Gene Ontology annotation, molecular function: calcium sensitive guanylate cyclase activator activity; calcium ion binding.